GCGGGCCUCCAGUUAUCUUCCAGAAGUCGAGCAUCAUGCUGCGCCUGGGUGUAUUGAGCCGCCGUCAGGUCCAAGCGUCGACGGCAUCAGUAUGGGGCCAGUCCUUCCUGAGCUCUCGUCAUUUUAGCGCCGUAACCAACAACUACGGCAAUGCGUUCUCGCACUAUGUGCAUGCCAAAGACACGGCCGAGAAAUCGCCAAGUGACAUCCUCAAACCCGAUUUGGCGACAUUCAAGAAGCUUCCCAGCUUGGACGAGCCCAUCCCAGGGCUGCCGGUGCUGAAACCCGCGAGUCAAUUGCAAGCUCCACGAACAGAGACCACGGUGUUGCCGAACGGCCUUCGCGUGAUUUCACAAGAAACGUACGGCCAAGCGUCGACAGUGGGUCUGUUUGUCGACGCCGGCAGUCGCUUCGAAGACGACUCGAACACUGGGGUCACGCACAUGAUGGAGCACUUGGGGUUCAAGAGCUCGCGUUCCCGUAGCCACGCCGACCUCGUUCGCGAGUUCGAAGACAUUGGCGCGCAGACCACCGCGUCCAGCGGCCGCGAGCAGCUCAUCUACACGGUGGACGUCCUUCGAGACAACGUGGACAAGGCCCUGGCGCUUCUGGCCGACGCGUUCGUCAACCCUGCAAUCCUGGACGACGAAAUCGAAAUGACCAAAGUGAUCAUGAAGAUCCAGUCCGAGGACCUCAAGGAGAACCCGCAGCUGUUCCUUCAAGAGCGCGUCCACACGGCGGCGUACGGCGCGCACCACACGUUAGGUCGGCCGCUGCAGUGCCCGCUGGAGCACGUCGACGCCCUGGACCGAACUGCGGUCACUUCGUACAUGAACAAGUUCUUCGUCGCGCCGCGCAUCGUCCUCGCCGGCUCGGGCAUCGAACAUGCCGUGCUCGUGGAAAAGGCCAAAGAGUACUUUGGCGCCCUCAAAGCGGAGGCGGCGGACGACGUCGCCCCCCUCGAGCCCGCCGUGUACCGAGGUGGGUUGGAAGCCAUCGAGAACGCCGACGCGCCCUUCUCGUACGCGUCGCUUGCGUUUCCCACGGGCGGAUGGCACCAUGAAGAUUUGGUGCCUGUAUGUGUGCUCCAGACGUUGUUAGGAGGGGGCGACUCGUUUUCAGCUGGUGGACCUGGCAAGGGCAUGUACUCGCGCCUGUACACGCAUGUGCUAAAUCGGUACUACUGGGUCGAAUCGGCGCAAGCAUUCUCGUCAUUGCACAACGAUGCUGGGCUGGUGGGUAUCUACGGAGCCUGCAUGCCCGAAGCCACGGGCCAACUGGUGGGGCUGCUCGUGAAUCAACUGCUUUCGAUUGCAUUGCACGGCGUGGAUUCCACCGAACUGUCUCGUGCCAAGAACCAGCUCAAGUCAUCCGUGUUGAUGAACUUGGAGUCCCGCAUGAUUCUAUAUGAAGACAUUGGCCGACAGUUGCUCACGUAUGGCAUCCGUGAGAGCCCAGAGUCCAUCUGCGACAAGGUGGAUGCGGUCACGGCCGCGGACGUCCAGCGCGUGGUCCGAGAAGCGAUGGCCCACAAGCCAAGCCUCGUGUACAUGGGCAAGCUGUCCGACUUCCCCAGUUACGACAACGUGGCCCAAGCGAUCGACCAAGUGCUGACGCAGCAGCAGCAGUCGCCUUAGCAUUGGAUAGAUUUCGUAGACAUGGUGUGAGGGAUACUGUAACACGAUCUAACUCAAUCCAUUCGAGCAUAUUGCCG
Molecule: messenger RNA, 1714 nt
Organism: Aphanomyces astaci
Lineage: Eukaryota; Oomycota; Saprolegniomycetes; Saprolegniales; Verrucalvaceae
Exons: 10
Coding region: 36-1637 (533 amino acids)
Biological process (GO): proteolysis
Cellular component (GO): mitochondrion
Molecular function (GO): metalloendopeptidase activity; metal ion binding
Source: RefSeq, a predicted model, not a curated record